Messenger RNA from Papilio machaon (common yellow swallowtail), 1404 nucleotides. RefSeq names its product UDP-N-acetylglucosamine--dolichyl-phosphate N-acetylglucosaminephosphotransferase (gene Alg7). Gene Ontology annotation, molecular function: UDP-N-acetylglucosamine-dolichyl-phosphate N-acetylglucosaminephosphotransferase activity. Gene Ontology annotation, biological process: protein N-linked glycosylation; dolichol-linked oligosaccharide biosynthetic process. The transcript is spliced from 5 exons. NCBI's taxonomy places the organism in Eukaryota, Metazoa, Arthropoda, Insecta, Lepidoptera, Papilionidae. The record is from RefSeq and is a predicted model, not a curated record. Gene Ontology annotation, cellular component: membrane. Bases 1 to 1194 code for a protein of 397 amino acids.
AUGUUUUCACUUAUAAUUUUGAUUGUGUUAUCAAUAUUGUCAUAUCUUUUUACUGAUGAACUUAUACCAAAACUUAAAGAAUUAUUUAUUAAGGCUGGUAUUUGUGGAAUAGACAUGUGUAAAAAUAAUAAGGAUAAAAUCCCAGAAGCGGUUGGUGUUGUUUCCGGAUGUGUUUUCUUGGUAACAAGUUUUCUGUUCAUACCAAUUGUAUUUGGACGUAGCCUUAUGGACAGAGAACAUUUCCCUCAUAAUGAAUUUGCAGAAUUGCUAGCAGCACUACUCUCUAUAUGUUGUAUGCUUCUCCUGGGAUUUGCUGAUGACGUCUUGGAUUUAAGAUGGAGAUACAAGCUGAUCCUGCCAACAGUUGCAUCAUUGCCUCUUCUUGUUGUGUAUUAUGUUAAUUUUAAUUCCACAACAUUUGUUGUGCCAAUACCAUUAAGACAAUUCUUUGGACUAUCUGUGAAUAUAGGUUUUCUCUACUAUGUAUAUAUGGGAAUGUUGGCAGUAUUUUGUACAAAUGCUAUCAACAUACUUGCAGGGGUGAAUGGUCUGGAAGUAGGCCAGUCAGUGAUAAUAGCUAUGUCCAUCAUAGUUUUUAAUAUUAUAGAACUGCAAGGAGAUCAAUAUAAAGCUCACAGCUUCUCACUGCACAUUAUGAUACCAUAUUUAGCAACAACAAUGGCAUUACUAAAGCAUAAUUGGUACCCAUCAAAAGUGUUUGUUGGAGAUACUUUCUGCUAUGUUUCAGGAAUGACGUUUGCUGUAGUAGGUAUUCUUAGCCACUUUAGUAAAACUGUUCUGUUGUUUUUCCUGCCUCAAAUAAUUAAUUUUGUAUAUUCAGUUCCUCAGUUAUUCCAUAUCAUUCCAUGUCCAAGGCAUAGAUUACCUAAAUACAGCGGGGAGACUGACCUGCUACAAGCAAGUAAAACUUUGAUUGAUAAGAAAGAUUUAAAUCCGAUAAGUAAAUUAAUAUUAAGAGUAUUUAGUUUCUUACAUUUAAUUGAUAAGGUUGAAGAUGAAGUAAGUAUAACAAUAAAUAAUAUGACAUUAAUAAAUCUGUUUAUUAUAAAACUAGGCCCAAUGUCAGAACUAAGAUUAACUGUUAGCUUAUUGAUGUUUCAAACAGUCUGCACAUGUGUAGCAUUUCUAAUAAGAUAUCCAAUGGCAUCAUAUUUUUACGACACAAAGUUAUGAUCUAUAGAACUUUAUUUUUCUUUAUUCCAUAGACUAUGGUGAUUGAUUAGUUUGUCUAUUGUUUUUCUUGUUUGUACAUGUUUAAUAAUUAACUUAUAUAGUUUGUGUCUAUAUUUUGUGUGGUGUAAAUUUAUAAGUUGUUUUACUUUAUUUUUAAAUAUUUGGCAAACUGUUAAUCACAGAGUGAAUAUCUAUGUUUUUUGCAAGUUA